AUGGCAAUAUCCAUUAGAAGUGGAGUUAUUCUGAGCUGCCCUGUGAGUGAUGCUUUCCCUAUUCCCUAUGAGUUGUACCAGCCUGGUAACCUCAUUGUCGGUGGGAUGGUGUCUCAGAUAAUUUACCACUUUUUUGGAAUUGAAUUUAAGGAACAUCCUUCUCUAAAACCUUAUGAUUUACCACUGGUAAUAACUAAGUUCUACCAGCACAUCCUUGCCUUGGCCUUUGCUGUGAAGGAGAUCAAUGAGGACUCCCAGAUCUUACCUAACGUCACUCUUGGGUUCCACAUCUAUGAUAGUUACCACAAUCCAAGGAUGACCUUCCGCACCACUCUGGACCUCCUUUUCAAAUCCCAGGAAUUUGUCCCUAACUACAAAUGCGAUAGCCGGAAAAACCUCAUAGCCAUCAUUGGAGGAUUAGGUUCGGAUACAUCAUCUUAUAUGGCAGAAAGUAUAAAUGUCUACAAAAUUCCACAGUUGACUUAUAGUUCCUUUGCCCAAGAAGAUUUUGAGAUUAAUAAAUUAUCUCCACUUUAUUGCAUGGUCCCAAAAGAGGACCAUCAGUAUAUUGGAAUUAUACAACUUCUUCUCCACUUUGGAUGGACAUGGAUUGGAGUCUUUGCUUUUGAAAAUAAGGGAGAAUGUUUUUUGAAGAACCUGCAGCCAUUGCUUUCACACAAUGGGAUCUGUUUAGCUUUCACACAAAAAAUUCCACAACAUAUCUGCUUAGAAGACUUGUCCGAAUUGUCUAAUUCAGUCUCAAUUAUUUCUGAUAAACUGGUAGAUCAAAAAGCAAAUGUUUUUCUUGUCUAUGGAGAAUCAUUCACAAUAGUGUGGCUCAGAACUGUCAUGUUUCUACGUGAUCCUGAAAAUAAAGACAGAUCAUUAUUCAGAAAGGUUUGGAUCCUGAUGAAUCCAAUUGAUUUCAUACUGACGGGAACUCAAAGGGGUUGGGAUCUCCAGAUGUUCCAUGGGUCUCUUUCCUUUACAGUGCAUGCAAGAGAGGUUCAAGGCUUCAAAGAAUUUCUUCAAGUCAUCAAACCUUCCACCCACAAAGAUGGAUUUCUUCAAGAGAUUUGGCAACAGUUGUUUGACUGUGUAUUUUCAAAGCCAGAUUUAUCUUCAUUGAUCAAUGAAAUGUGUAGUGGGGAAGAGAAUUUGGAGAAUCUUCCUGCACCUCUGUUUGAAUUCCAGAUGACUGGCCAAAGCUACAGUAUCUACAAUGCUUUUUAUGCAGUGGCACAUUCUUUGCAUGAGGCAAUGAGAUCAAAAUCCCAACCAAGAGAGAUUCAAAGGGUUGAAUUUCCAAAUCUGCACCCUUGGCAGGUUAUUCCAUUUUCUCAGUGUAAUGACCAGUGCUACCCUGGAUACUGGAAGAAAGGGUUGGAAGGAAAACAGUUCUGUUGCUACAACUGUGUUCCUUGCCCAGAAGGGAAGAUUUCAGAUCAAAAAGAUAUGGAUGACUGUUUCGAAUGUUCAGGAGACCAUUAUCCAAAUAAAGAAAAGAAAGGAUGUAUCCUGAAACUGCUGGUAUUCCUAACUUUUGAAGAACCCUUAGGAAUUGGUUUAGCCUCAACUGCUUUUUGUUUUUUCUUCUUCAGCUCUUGGGCACUUGGAACAUUUAUUAAAUACAGAGAUACUCCCAUUGUCAAAGCCAACAACCGGUCCCUCACCUACACCCUUCUUGUCUCUCUUCUGCUCUGUUUUCUCUCCUCUUUGUUGUUCCUCAGCCAACCAGAUAAGGUGACCUGCCUUCUCCGACAACCAACUUUUGGCAUCACUUUUUCAGUGGCCAUUUCUAGUGUACUGGCCAAAACCAUCACUGUGGUUGUGGCUUUCAUGGCCACUAAACCAGGGUCUCAAAUGAGGAAAUGGGUGGGGAAAAGAUUGGCCUUUUCUACUGUAAUUUGCUGUUCUCUCUUGCAAGUAUGUAUUUGUAUCCUUUGGUUGUCAACAUCUCCACCAUUCCCUGAGUUGGACAUGCAUUCAGAGCUCCAAGAAAUGAUUUUACAGUGUAAUGAGGGGUCAGCUUUCUUUUUCUACUGUGUCUUGGGCUACAUGGGUAUCUUAGCCAUUGCCAGCUUUAUUGUGGCUUUUCUUUCCCGUAAAUUACCUGACAGCUUUAAUGAAGCCAAGUUCAUCACCUUCAGCAUGUUGGCUUUCUGCAGUGUAUGGAUUUCUUUCUUUCCAGCCUAUCUGAGCACAAAAGGCAAAGCCAUGGUAGCUGUGGAGGUCUUCUCCAUCUUGUCCUCUGGUGCUGCAUUACUGGGAUGCAUAUUUUUGCCAAAGUGUUACAUCAUUGUUUUACGGCCUGAAUUAAACUGCAGAGAGCAACUCAUAAAGAGGAAUUAA
Messenger RNA from Crotalus tigris (Tiger rattlesnake), 2352 nucleotides. RefSeq names its product extracellular calcium-sensing receptor-like. Gene Ontology annotation, biological process: G protein-coupled receptor signaling pathway. The coding region runs from base 1 to 2352 and encodes 783 amino acids. Gene Ontology annotation, molecular function: G protein-coupled receptor activity. Gene Ontology annotation, cellular component: membrane. Lineage: Eukaryota; Metazoa; Chordata; Lepidosauria; Squamata; Viperidae. The record is from RefSeq and is a predicted model, not a curated record. The transcript is spliced from 6 exons.